AUGGGGCGGCGUUCCGCCAGCAGAAGCCGAGGGAGUGGAGGCUCCAGCCCAAGCCUGCCCCGGAAGCCAAAGGAGAGUGGUACCGUGAACAGCUGGAAUGUGGAGCGGCAGUUUGGCUUCGUUUCUUGCGAUGGCAACCGCUCAGACGUGUUCUUGCACGCCGAAGGCUUCAGAGAUGUGGACGUGCGCGACCGUGUCAAGAAGAGUGGCCUGAAGCGCCCAGUCCUCAGAUGGAUGGUGCACGCGAGCGGCGACGCUCCCGAAGCCGAAGCCGAAGUCGAAGUCGAAGGCGCAGAUGACUCUGAAAGCGGCAGCGUGGGGAAUAGCGAUCCGUGCGCGAACUUAGCUGAUCUCUCGGCUUCCCUGCGGAGCAAUUCGACCCUCAGAAGACUGGACUUGCAGGCCAACUACCUGGAGCCGCACGAUCUGAAGGUCAUCUUCCAGUCGAUCACCCCAAAAUCAGCGCUGCAGGACCUGCGUGUGAACUUCCAGGCGAGCCUAGCUGCCCCUCCAGUGGACUUCGCGCAGAUGAUGCUGUCUGAGGCCGGCACCGAGAUCUACAAGGCAGCCCAUAAGGCGCUCGAGGAGAACAAGAAGCUCCUCAAGCUCGAUCUGUCUGGGCCUCGAGGGGGCUUUGAGGGUUUAGGGUUAGGGGUCGGGGCCUCGAUUUUUAUUUUUGAUCUUUUUUUUUUUUUUUUGGUUGGGGGGGGGGGGGAGGGUUUGGGGUUUCGGGGGUUUUCGAGUUGUUUGGGGAGUUUGAGGGUUGUAGGGCUUGGGCUUUACGGCCUUGGGUGUGUAUGUAUGUAUGGAUUGAUGCAGGUAUGUGUUCACUUCUAG
This is a messenger RNA of Symbiodinium sp. CCMP2592, 837 nucleotides long. The record is from the annotation of a GenBank genome assembly. NCBI's taxonomy places the organism in Eukaryota, Dinophyceae, Suessiales, Symbiodiniaceae.